Molecule: messenger RNA, 906 nt
Organism: Onthophagus taurus
Lineage: Eukaryota; Metazoa; Arthropoda; Insecta; Coleoptera; Scarabaeidae
Source: RefSeq, a predicted model, not a curated record
UUAAAUUGUCAGGUUUGACACAUGACGUUUUACAUAACCUCAAAAAUUGUUUUAAAAGAUUUCAUCUUAUUUAAUAAAGUGUUUUUUAUAUUAUGGUUGGAUUAAAACAUCUUUUUAAAAAAAAUUAAACGUCUCCAAAAAUGUAUCGCAAUUUAAUUCGACCUGCAAGAUGUGCAUCAAAUCAAAUUCUACCAAGGUUGUGUCCUCAACUUGUUCAAUUUGCAAUCACCACCAAGGCCCCUGAGCUAGAAAUAGAAGGUACAACUCCACAGCCAAAACGUAAAACUGCAAUUAUUCCCAAGAUCACUCUUAUCUCUCAAGAUCAAAGUGUUCAAAUAACAACGUUAGAAGAAGCACAAAAAUUAUCGAAAAGGAGAGAUUUGAAGUUGGUUAAAAUUAUUGAUUAUGAUACAAAAUCGCAAAGACCCAUUUAUAAAUUAAUGACACCAACUGAGUAUUUGAAUGAAGACUUAAAACAGAGGGAGAAAAAGAAGAUCGAUAAAGCUAAUUUGAGUAUCAAAGGUGAUAAGGUUUUAAUUUUAAGCUCAUCAAUUGCUCUUCAUGAUUUAAAGAUUCAAAUUGAAAAGAUUAUUAAGUGGGUUAAGAAAAGUUAUGAAGUUAGAGUUAUUAUUAAUGGAUUUAGUUCAAAUGCAGAAAAAGUUGAGAAUAUUUUUAAGACUUUAUCAGAACAAGUAGAAGGUCAAUGUAGAAUUGUACAAAAGCGUUCUAAAGGUAAUGAUAUGAAAUUUCAAGUUUUACCCCCAAAAAAAGAGAAAGAUAAUGAAAAUUCAUCAUGACUAUUAAGAUUUGGAGUGAGUACAGGAGUUUUGUUAGUUUUGGGUGUUAAAUAUUGUAUAUUUUAUCAGUUUUACUUCAAAGAUGAUAAUAAAAAAAAGAAACAAUAAA